CAACUUAACUGGUAAUUGUUCUCCCAGACUUCAUUCUUUUUCACUAGCCCCUCCGAUCCAUUAACCCCCUGUUACCACCAAACCACGCUCCAUCGAAACCACUCAAGGCUGAGCAAAAAGCCCCAUCAACCCCGGAACAAACAUAAGAAAGGCCGAGAAACUCCACUCGGGGGACGGACCCUGUACACCAGCCUAAGGUGGAAACGGCUUCUCCCAGCGCGGUUGUGGAAACAGCCAAGCUUCAAGAAAUUGUCUUCCAUCCUAAGGAAGAACCGCUAACAGAUAAAUUGUCGCCUUUUUGCCUUGUUUGUGGUAGAAACAAUCAAAGAAGAGCAAUCACUCAACUAAAAUCAAAGCAGAAUAUAAUCCUAUUAAGACCCGUCUCAGCAUUCUGCCUCUUCCACAAUCCAAACUCAUCACUCUUUUUUUUUUUAUUAUCUUGUUCGAACUUGGAAGGCAUCUUCUCAGCUUGUAGCAUUGAAAUUAAGAAUAUUGCUUCUCUCGUUCAAAUCGAACUAUGGAAGUUGCAACCCUUGCUGGAGAUGCUCUUUUGUCAGCAACGUUCGAUUUAUUGCUCUCGAAGUUGAGUUCUUCUGUAAGUGAAUGGCUGAAUUUACCAGAGAAAGUUCGUGCCGAGAUCCAAAAUUGGAAGAAGCUUUUGCCACAAAUCCGUGAUGUACUUGAAGAUGCUGAAGAGAAGCAAGGAAGAGACCGCUUUGUGAAGUUAUGGCUUGCUGAUCUCGAGGAUUUGGUAUAUGAUAUGGAGGACAUACUUGAAGAGGUCGACAUUGAUGCCAAGAGGUCGGAAGCCAGCACCAGUAAGCCACAGAAACUGAUCUUUCCCAAAUUGUUUAACAAGGUUGGAAGAUUAACGGCUAAAGGAGAACGAAAGAUGGCAUCCAGGGUGAAGGAUAUAACUGCUAGAUUCCAAUGUAUUGAAGCAAACAUAAGAUCACUGAACCUGGUCAGAUCGACUUUGAGAACUGGAGAUGAGUCCCACGGAGUUACUACAGGAAGAUCGCUCGAUACUUCUUUGCCUGAGCAACAUGUCUAUGGUCGAGAAAAUGAUAAAGAGGAUAUUCUUCAGAUUUUGCUCGAUGAAGGCAACCAUGAGCCAUACUCUGUUAUUCCCAUUGUUGGAAUGGGAGGAAUCGGAAAGACCACUCUUGCUAACCUCAUUUACAAUGAUGGCAAAUUGAAGGGUAGGUUUGGAUUGCAAGCAUGGGUCUCUGUUGGUGAGAAUUUUGAUGUUUAUCGGAUUACAACAGCCAUCUUAGAGCAAGUACCCACAGCAAAUUGUGAUAAAAAAGAGCUAAGUCCACUUCAAGAAAUGUUGAAAGAUAAGCUCUCAGGCCAAAAGUUUUUACUUGUGCUAGAUAAUGUUUGGAAUGAAGACUAUAAAUUAUGGGAGAAAUUACAAAGGCCUUUCCUAGCAGGAGCACCAGGGAGUAAAAUAAUCAUCACAACUCGUAACGAGAAUGUUGGGAGGACGAUAAGAGGAGAUGGCGAAGUUCAUAAUUUGUCGUUGCUAGGGGAUGAUGCUUGUUUGUCACUAUUUACUCAAAUUUCAUUGGGGCCAAAAAACUUUGAUGAAUAUUCAAAUCUUAAAGUAGUAGGGGAGAAAAUUGUUAAAAAAUGCGGAGGAUUGCCAUUGGCUAUAACAACCCUUAGUGGCCUCUUGCGUGGUAAGGUAGAUCGUUCUUUGUGGGAAAACAUACUGCACAGUGACAUAUGGGAUCUACCAGUUGAUAAUACUGGCAUUUUUCCUGCUCUGAAAUUGAGCUAUAAUCACCUUCCUUCCCAUUUGAAGAGAUGCUUUGCCUAUUGUUCUUUGUUUCCUAAAGAUUAUGAAUUUGAUAAAGAUGAGUUGGUUUUAUUAUGGAUGGCAGAAGGAUUCUUGCAACAACAACCACAGACAAUGAAGAAAAUGGAAGACCUUCGUCAUCAGUCCUUUGAUGAGCUAUUGUCGAGGGCUUUUUUUCAACGGUCUAGUAGGAAUGAGUCGUUGUUUGUGAUGCAUGACUUGAUGGUUGAUUUAGCCUUGCAUGUUACUGGAGAUAUAUGCUACACCCUUAAAUCAGAUGGAGAUAUAUCAGAUACAAGGUUUCAAAGAGUUCGUCAUUUGUCAUUAUUUCCUUCUUACUAUGAAGUGUCAAAAAGAUUUGAAUUUCUGAAGGAAAAGAAGAAUUUACGUACAUUUCUACGAUUGAGGGAGUUCAACAUUUUGAGAGGGUGCUUAUCCAACACACUCUUGCAAGAUUUGAUGAAAGAUCUAAAAUGUUUAAGGGUGUUGUGUCUUCAGAAUUAUAAGAUAACGAAGCUCUCUGAUCAGAUUGGAGACUUGAAGCAUCUGCGAUUCAUUAAUUUGUCUAAUACAGAGAUUAAAAGUCUUCCUGAGUCAGUGGGUUAUCUUCUUUACUUACAAACAUUGUUGUUACGGAACUGCCAUGAGUUGUCCAAGUUGCCUACCACUAUUGGAAAUCUACUUGAUCUCCAACAUCUUGAUUUAUUUGGGACAAGGUCUUUAAAAGAGUUCCCAUCAGAAAUCAGCAAUUUGAGAAGACUUGUAACAUUGUCAAAAUUUAUUGUUGGAAAUGCUCGAGGACCAAGAGUGAAAGAUUUGAAGAAUUUGUCAUGUCUUCAAGGCCGGCUUUCCAUUUUGGAUUUACAAAAUGUUGUGGCUGCAAAUGAAGCAAAGGAGGUGAAUUUGUUUGAGAUUGAGGGAUUAGAUGAUUUAUCCUUAGAAUGGUCUUCUGAUUUCCUUAACAACCGAAAUGAAAUAUUUGAAUUGCAAGUUCUCAGCUGGUUAAAGCCUUAUCAUGAUUUGAAAAGAUUGACAAUUAAUUAUUUUGGUGGGUUGGAAUUCCCACCUUGGAUAGGUGAUCCAUCAUUUUCCAAUUUGGAGUUCUUGAAGCUCAACAAUUGUCAAAAAAGCACUUCAUUACCGUCACUCCAGCAAUUACCACGACUUAAAGAAUUGAUCAUUACAGGCAUGCAUGGAAUACAAACUAUGAUGCUUGACGAGGGCAAUUCUUCUUCAGCUUCAGCUUUUUCAUCAUUGGAGAGUUUAAAAUUGCAAGACUGCCCCAUACUGAAAGGAAAAUUUCCAAAAUGCAUUCCUUUCCUUAAAAAGCUAGAGAUUGCCAGAUGCCCAGAGUUAAUAUAUUCACCAAUAAGUCUUCCAUCACUUGAAGAGUUGUGUGUUGAAGGAUGUAGUGAGGCCGUCUUGAGGAGUAUGGUUGACCUCAACUCACUUAAAACAUUGAGAAUCAACAGAAUUUCUAAGUUGGUUUGGUUGCCUAACAGUUUUGUAGAGUCCUUGAUAGCACUCAAGACUAUGUUGAUUACAAGUUGUGAUGAACUCAGAAUGUUUCCAAGAGGCAAGUUACCCACCACGCUUAAAUUCCUCCUAAUUGCAGGAUGUGAAAAGCUAGAAUCUUUACCAGAAGGAAUAUUAAUGAAUAAUGGUGAUGCGUGUCAAGUGUCCCAUCUUGAAGAAUUAAGGAUUGAAGGGUGUCCUUGUCUGGAAUCUUUUCCAACUGGCCACUUACCCAAUUCUUUUAAACGCCUCUAUGUCUGUGAUUGCAAGCAAUUGGAAUUUAUCCCUCAGAGAAUGCUGCAGUAUUAUAGGGAAUUUGAAGAGAUUCAACUCUAUGGUAAUAAUCUCGGAGAUGAUUGGCCAGAAUAUGAGAGACGUUAUAUCCACAAUUGUUCAGGGAUAGAUAAGUUAGAUGGUUUAGAUGGUUUGGAGUCACUCUGCCCGUUUAUCCCCAAUCUUAGAAGGUUAACCAUAAAGAGUUUCAAGAAUCUCAAGUCCUUACCUGAUAAGCUGCAGCACCUCAACUCUCUAAAUGAAUUAUGUAUAAGCAAUUGUCCAGGAAUUGAGUCCAUACCAGAUGGUGGUUUGCCUCCGAACCUAACAUAUCUUAGCAUUUGCAAUUGCCGAAGAAUUAAGUCCAUUUCAGACUCUGGUUUGCCUCUGAACCUAACAUGUCUUAGCAUUAGCGAUUGUCGAAGAAUUGAGUCCAUUUCAAACUCUGGUUUGCCUCCGAACCUAACAUAUCUUGGAAUUAUCAAUUGCCCAAGAAUUGAGUCCAUUUCAGACUCUGGUUUUCCUCCGAAUCUAACAUCUCUUCAAAUUCGCAAUUGCCCAGGAAUUGAGUCCAUCCCAGACUGUGGUUCUGCCCCAAACCUUGGAGAACUGAUAAUUAAUUGCAAGAAUCUAAAGAAGCCGAUGCAAGAAUGGGGCCUCAGCAGCAUCACUUCGCUUCUAACUUUUGAGAUUUGUUGGAUAUGUCCUCCAGAUAAUGUGCUUCCCACUUCUCUAACCAGUCUUGAGGUGCAUAAUGUUGAAAAUAUGAAAUCCAUACCUAAAGGGCUCCUCCAAAACCUCAACUAUCUUCAACAUUUAAAAAUUUGUGAUUGGCCAAAGCUGCAGACACUGCCAAAGGAAGCCCUGCCUGCCUCCCUUCAAAAGUUAAUUAUUCAAAACUGCAACAACUUCCAGUCCUUGCCAAAUAAAGUCUUGCCUCCCUCGCUUCAAUUUUUACAAAUUUGGAAAUGCAACAACUUCCAAUCCUUGCCGAAGGAAGGCUUGCCUCCCUCGCUUGAAGAACUCCAUAUUACAAACUGCCCACUGCUGCAACGACGAUGCAUGGAGGAGAAAGGACACGAUUGGCCCCUCAUUGCUCACAUCCCCUACGUUAAUGUGAAGGGUUAAUUUUCGUUUUGUAGCCUAAAGCAUAAGAGGGAGAUCUGCAAUAUUUCUGAAGUUUAACAUUUAUGUCAAUGGAAAAGAAGAAGUUGGUUUUCUGGAGAUUGGACAGUUGUCAUCCAUGUAUUUUGUGAAGACUCAUUGACUGCUCAACAUAUAAAUAGCUGCUGAAAUGGUGGGAAUGGCAAUAGCCAUUGAAAUGGCUUCUUCAUUGUGCCUGGCCUACCGCUACUACCCUUGUGUAGUCCUUAAAGCUACAAAACAAGCUCCUUCACUGAUAACAUUUCACAUUUUUACUCCUCUUCAUCAUCAUAGCCAAGUAGCCAACAAUGAUAUAUGCUUCUGCUUAUGCUUUUGCCACCAUUGAUGCUAAUAAGAAGCUUAGGAGCACUGAUCUGGUGGCUCUUGAGUAUGCUGAUCUUAACCUCAAAAAUUUUCUGGGCAUUUCAUUUUUGCAAAUGUUUCAGUUUCCAUUAAAUGAUUGGUAUCCACUCAUCUUGGACCCUUGAUGCUAAUUUCAAUCUAGUGCCUGCAUCCUCAUUUCAAGAAAAGGCAUCAUAAAGAAGGGUUCUGCAGAACCCUUUAUUGGAUUCAAUUAAAAUAGUUGGAUUCCUAAGGAAAGUUGAUGCAUGUUUGUCAUUAUUCGCUCAACAUACAUUAGGAACCGAGAACCUUGUUGCUCAUCCAGAUCUAAACGGGGUUAGUGAGGAAAUCGUUAAAAGGUACAAAGGAUUGCCAUUUAGCAUAAAUUUGUUAGUGAUUUCUUGCAUGGUAAAUUAAAUUGUAAAGAGUGGAAACACAAAUUAAACUUUGAGGUAUGGGAUCUAUCUGAAGACCAAGAUGGCGUUCUCCCUACUAUCAGGAUGAGAUAAAAUAAACACAUAACAAACUGCCAACGUUUACUUAUCGGCAGUUUACUUAUCGAUGGCUAGCCUUCAUUUUCUUGAAAUGUUAACUUUGUAAUUGCUUAGUUAAUUUUCCUUGUUUUUAUUUUGAUUAUCAUUUUUCUUCUUGUUGGCAUUGCCAAUAUGGUUAGUACCAUUGCUAGUUGAGGAAGAAAUGGGGACUUAUUCACUUCUAAGUGUUCAGUUUUAUUAGAGUAAUCAAACAAAUUUCUCUAUUUGGAGCAGAUUUCUUAUAUGGCUGGCUAAAAGAAGUCCCAAUUCAUGAAAAAGAAAGAAAAAGAAUGAUCUAUGUUCAAUUCAUACAAGGUUUUGUGUAUACAUUUGGCUUUUGGCUUUUUGUUUCAAAGUGCAAAACAUGUAUUCAUUCUAUUUAUUUUUCAUUUUUUCAUCCAUAUCUGGAGAUAUUGAUGACAAGCUUUUGAUCUAAUUAUAUUUAAUUGAAGCUAACGAGUUGGUUUUGAUUUUAUCUUCCUAUCCUGUGCAUUUUCCCCAGCUUUUGGGGCGCUCUGAAGAGUUUCAUUAUGUUGUUAGCUCACACCAAUCUCUCAUCAGCUGUUGGGUAGGCAGGAAGUGUACCGAUUAGUACUACUAAUGGACUGAGAAUAGAAG
Molecule: messenger RNA, 6228 nt
Organism: Rubroshorea leprosula
Lineage: Eukaryota; Viridiplantae; Streptophyta; Magnoliopsida; Malvales; Dipterocarpaceae
Source: the annotation of a GenBank genome assembly